AUGACGAUUUACUUAUACUUAGUACUUCAUCAUUUGAGAAAUAAGAUUAAAAUUCUUUUGGUCAUUCUCAAAUUAAAUGUUUCAUUUAAUUUACGACAUUGUAACAAGAAAAUAACUGAGUGUUUAAUUUUUGAUUUCAUUUUAAGAAUAAUAAUAUAUAGGAAAACUACAAUUUCACUUCCCUAUCGGUUUAUCACUUUCUUUCAAUUUCUUUUUUUUUACUUUCAUUACUCUGUUAUUUCAGAUACAACUUAUUUAUUUCUUUCUUCACUUUUCUUAUUGUCUUUGUAUCUUCUCCUUAUUUAUUUCUUCUUUUAUUUCUUUUAUAUUGUUAGUCUUAUGUUAUCUUCUACAAUUAAACAAUAG
Molecule: messenger RNA, 366 nt
Organism: Entamoeba dispar SAW760
Lineage: Eukaryota; Evosea; Mastigamoebida; Endamoebidae
Exons: 4
Coding region: 1-366 (121 amino acids)
Source: RefSeq, a predicted model, not a curated record